CAAGCCCGAGAGGUUUCCCUCCUGCUUCUUCUUCUUCCAGCAGUUUUCUCCAGGCACAGUGACCAUGGCUUCUCCUGCCAGGGCUCACAGGAGUGGACUGCUGGAGCUCAGAAGUCCUGGGGAACGCUGGCUCAGGAUACUUCUUUUGCUUGGGGAAGAGACUCUGAGCUUCACUCCAGAGCCAGAACCUGGGGCCCCAGAAGAGAGAGCAGUAAAUGGGGGUGAAACCGCGGGGGGUGUCCCGGAGUCAAUUAUCAACCUGCGCAGGACAGUGAGGGUCACGAAGCAGGAUGCAGGGGGACUGGGCGUCAGCAUCAAGGGUGGCCGAGAAAAUAAGAUGCCAAUUCUCAUCUCCAAGAUAUUCAAGGGCCUGGCCGCUGACCUGACAGGUGCCCUUUACGUUGGCGAUGCGAUCUUGUCUGUGAACGGAGUGGACUUAUCUGAAGCCACCCAUGAUGAUGCGGUGCAGGCUCUGAAGAAGACUGGCAAAGAGGUGGUUCUGGAAGUGAAGUACAUGAAGGAGAUAUCUCCGUUCUUCAAAGGCUCUAUCUCCAGUGGACCUGUGAGCUGGGAUGGAACUGCACCGGCCCCUCCUCAAAAGAAGAGUUCUCCAGCCUUGCCUCCUCGGGACAUGAAGGAUGGGAAGAGCAUACCACUGAAGAUGUGUUAUGUGUCCCGCACAUGCUUACCUGCAGAUCCUGAGCCCAGGUACCUAGAGAUUUGUUCAGCAGAUGGAAGAGAUGUUCUUUUCCUCCGGGCAAAGGAUGAGGGUACAGCCCAGUCCUGGUUUAGUGCCAUUCACGCCAAUAUCAAUGCUCUGAUGCCGCGGGUCCGAGAUGACGUCAAACAGCUGGUGGGCAAGGAGGUGAAGCACAUGGGUUGGCUGACGGAGCAGCUGCCACAAGAUGAAAAACAGAAACUGCUGGCAAUUCUUACCGAAAAAGAUCUUUUGUUAUACAAUAGUGUCCCCCACACCAGAGACGGCUUCAGUAAACCUGUAUUCUGUCACCCGCUCAUUGCCACCAGACUUGUACAUUCUGGGCCUCCAAAAAGCACCUCAUUGUACAACACAGAGUUGACGUUCGCCCUCCGCUCCGGGACGCAGAAGGGGGUAGAGACGCAUCUGUUUAGUGUGGAGACACAACGAGAGCUGGCCGAGUGGACACGGGCUUUAGUAGAUGGGUGCCACAAUGCAGCUGAACUCAUCCAAGAGGUGACCACAGCAUGUACGUGGGGUGGGAAGGAGUGUGCACUUUCCAUACACAUUGACCAAGGAUUCACUCUGUUUACUGAAGAACCUGGACUAAACAGGGUCAUCCAUGUCCAUAAACCUUUUGAGAGACUUCGGAUGUCUUCUGACGAUGGCACCAGAAUGUUGUAUCUGGACUUUGGCAAACCGGAAGGAGAAAUUCAACUUGAUCUUCAUUCUUGUCCCAAAACCAUCGUCUUCAUCAUUCACUCCUUCUUGUCAGCCAAGAUGUCUCGUCUCGGUCUUUUAUCCUAAGAAAAUGUGCCUGGAGAAGAUAAAGUCAGGACCUAUAUGAUCCAUGCACAAACCCAACAGAUUGACCGAUAGACUAAGGAACUGUGAAAUGCUGGAACAGCUACAGAUUGCCAAACUAACCCCUCUGGUGCUGAAUACUCCGUAAGAUCCAUGGGUGCUGCGUGAACGUCUCUCCCAGCGAUAUAGUGCCUUAUGUGUAGUUUGAUGUCCUUGUCUGGAGGAGGCAGAACGGUUCGUGCCUUCAGCUGAUUUCUACAAUCGAGUGUCCUCGACACAAGCUGCAGGAAUACAUCACAGUCUAUGCCGGAAUCUUAUUUUCAGUCUUGACUUUGCAUUUUGCGGUUUUUAUGAUAAGUAUAUAUAUAGAUAUAUAUAUGUAUAUCCAUACAGAGUUCAGAGCAAAUAUAUUUAAUUUUUAUUACAGUC
Molecule: messenger RNA, 1930 nt
Organism: Bufo gargarizans (Asiatic toad)
Lineage: Eukaryota; Metazoa; Chordata; Amphibia; Anura; Bufonidae
Gene: SNTA1
Product: syntrophin alpha 1
Exons: 8
Coding region: 65-1504 (479 amino acids)
Cellular component (GO): neuromuscular junction; intracellular anatomical structure; dystrophin-associated glycoprotein complex
Molecular function (GO): protein binding; structural molecule activity
Source: RefSeq, a predicted model, not a curated record